Molecule: messenger RNA, 2158 nt
Organism: Stegodyphus dumicola
Lineage: Eukaryota; Metazoa; Arthropoda; Arachnida; Araneae; Eresidae
Product: probable 39S ribosomal protein L45, mitochondrial
Source: RefSeq, a predicted model, not a curated record
UUUAUCUUCUCAAUGUUAUAAUUGACUUUGAUAUAUAUAUUUAUUAAUCUCUCUUUUUUUAUUAAACUUACUUGAUUCCUUUUUACAGAAUUUGAAAUUUAGACUUAACCCCUUAAGCAGUUUGCCCGUACGGCGUAUGGGCAUAGAUAUUUUCUCCUUUCCUUUUCUGGUUUGCCCGUAUUUUUCAUUAUUGUAAAGAUACUAUUUAGUAUUAAUAUUUUUCGACAGAUGGCGUGACUUGUCCAUGUAACUGAAAUGCUUUUCAUCCGGCUUUUUCUUUGUAGCGGGAAAGGGGGGAUUCUUCUUUGAAAUUUUUGUUCUACUGUAUUCAAUGCUUGUGAAUUUAAAACCUUGUCUUUUCUUAUGGAAGUUAUGGAUGGAAUAAACGACGAAAAUACUUUCUUGUUAGAUGAUGAACUACAUUCUGAUACAAAUACAGAUAUUUCAUCUAAUUAUUUGGAUUAUUCCUCAGAUGAAUCAGGCAGUGAGCUCAGCUCUGAUGAAGAUUUGUGUUCUGCAAGGAUUUUUACCGAGGUUGAUGUAAAAAAUCCACCUGUUCCGUGUCCUCGAUUUAAAUUUACUGGUAUUCCUUCUGUGCACACACAAUUUGACGACACUUCUGAUGUUUUAGAAUUUUAUGAAACAUUCAUUGAUUCUUCACUCAUGAGUAAAAUUGUGGAAGAGACAAAUAAAUAUGCUAAACAGUGCAUCCAAUCAAGUGUUGCAAAAUAAUUCUCAAAGAGUAAAUUUUGGGAAGAGACAACUGUGAACGAGUUGCAUGUAUUUUUCUCUCUGAAUAUACUUCAAGGAAUUGUGAAGAAACCUGGAAUUGAUCAUUAUUGGAGCAAAAGAUAUUCGACUAAUACACCUUUUUUCUCUAAAAUAAUGUCUAAUCGUCGAUUCUGUCUUUUGCAAUGUUACUUGCAUUUUUCUGAUAAUGCAGCAUUUGACAAAGAAAAUCACGAAUGCCCAAAAUUAGUUAAAGUUUGGCCAGUUGUAAAACAUCUCAAUAAGAAAUUUAGUGAAACGAUGACACCAGAGCAAGAUGUAACAAUAGAUGAGAGCCUUAUGCUAUUCAAAGGACGACUAGGAUGGAAACAAUUUAUUCCACUCAAAAGAGCUAGAUUUGGAGUAAAAUGUUUUAUGUUGUGCGAAUCCAAUUCUGGUUAUGUCUGGUCAAUAAUAAUAUAUACAGGUAAAAACACAAUUCUGAAACCUGAAUAUUCUAAACUUUGCUUUUCAUCACAAAUUGUCCUGACAAUGAUGGAGCCUUUGCUUCAUAAAGGAUACUGUCUUACGAUAGACAAUUAUUAUUCUUCGCCAGAAUUAGCAGACAAACUAGUUUCGUGUCGAACGGACACAUACGGCACACUAAACCUCAAGAGAAAAGAAGUCCCAAAAGAAAUACAGAAAAGAAAAUUGAAAAAAGGAGAGAUUAUAGGUUUUCAGAGAGGAAAAGUUACUGUGAUGAAGUUGAUGGAUAAAGAAAAAGUUUCAUUACUUUCCACAAUUCACAAUACUGAAAUGGAACAAAUUCAAGUCCGCUCUGAUAUGAAACAAAAACCGAAAAUUGUUAUGGACUAUAAUAAUACUAUGGGAGGAGUAGACCGCAUGGACCAAAAUUUGAAGAGUUUUGAAAUUAUCAAGAAAAGGGGUAAAAAAUGUUACAGAAAGAUUUUUUUCCGCAUUUUUGAUAUUGCUGUAUGGAACUCAUAUGUUGUCUACCGUAAAAACGGAGAAAAAAGUACACAACUGGAAUUUAGACUUGAUCUCGUUGACCGUAUAAUUGAAACAUAUCAUUUGGGACAAAAUUUCCGACGUGGACGACCAGGUUCGGAGCCUAAUCCUCUGAGAUUGACAGAGAGACAUUUUUUGGAAAUAAUUGCUCCCACAGAUAAGAAAAUGAGACCUGCAAGACAAUGCGCAGUGUACUGUUCUAAAAGAAAUGAGAAUGGAAAAAGAAUACGAAAAGAAACAAGGUAUUUUUGCCCUGAUUGCGACGUAGGACUCUGCAUUACACCAUGCUUCAAAUUAUACCAUACACGAAAAGACUUCUGAACUGUUUGGAAAAAUAUAAACUUCAAAAUUCACAGUAGCGUAUUUGAUCCAUAUGUCCCACCUGAAGGAGAUGGCAAAAUUUCUGCAUUAUCAAAUCCCG